This is a messenger RNA of Galleria mellonella (greater wax moth), 2422 nucleotides long. RefSeq lists its product as uncharacterized. The coding region runs from base 246 to 1385 and encodes 379 amino acids. Lineage: Eukaryota; Metazoa; Arthropoda; Insecta; Lepidoptera; Pyralidae. The record is from RefSeq and is a predicted model, not a curated record. The transcript has 3 exons.
CUGUUCGUACCGUCAAUCCCGUCAUUAUUUCAAUCUGUCGUCGUUUAAAGUUUUGAUUUAUGCAAUUGCAAAAAACAUAUUUAUUUAAACGUCAUCCCUUUUUUACAAUAUUUAUUUAAAUAAUAUAUUUGUAUGUUAAUGAAUGGCCAUUUAAUAAAAAAGAGUCUUUCUUAGUGCCUUAAAAUGUAAUCAUUAGGGUAAAUUGUGCAAACAUUAUAUUCGAUAUUUUUUUUUACGAAUAAAAGAUGUUGUCAUGGGGUUCAAAUUCUCAUGGACAACUAGGGCAAGGAACAGUUACUGAACAAAUUGAAAAUCCAACAAAGGUUACGAUAGACCCCUUAUAUUUUAAUCAAAUAAAACAAAUAUCUUGUGGUGGAGGCCAUACACUCCUAAUAGAUAAUGAAGGAAAAAUGUAUAGUUGUGGGUGGAAUUCAAAGCACCAAUCGGGAACAAAUGAAGAAACACACAGUUUUGUAAGGGUAUGGGAACUAAGUGGUAUAACAUUCACAAACAUCGCAUGUGGCUGGGAUUUCAGUUGUGCUGUUACUGAUAGCAACUUCCUCUUUGUCUGGGGUUCUAACAGAAAUGGACAAUUAGGUUUGCCUAGAGAUCACUUCCCAGAUAUUAUCAAACCAUUUCGAUUACCAAUCAUUGCUUGCUCCGUUUCUAUGGGUUUAAGGCACACAGCUAUUAUAAAUUCUAAAGGUGAAGUAUGGACUACAGGGUGUGGAAGGCAUGGUCAACUUGGGUUGGGAAAUGACAAAUUAUCAUUAGAUAAAUUUGAACAAGUAACAAAACUUGGAACAAUAUCUCAUAUUGCAUGUGGACAAAACUACACAGUAACAUGGUGCUCAGAAGAGAAAGCCUUAUAUGUUUGGGGUGACAAUAAACAUGGACAAUUAUUAUUGAGUACUGAUAAAUAUAAGAAAAUCUUCACACCACAAAAAAUUGAUAUUGGUGUAAAGCAUGGUGUAAAAAAAUUGCUAAGUGGAUGGACUAAUGUUUUACUGUGGCUUGAUAAUGGAACACUUUGUACUUGGGGUAGAAAUAAUUAUGGACAAUUAGGAACAGAAGAGCCUUUUAUAGGAAAAAUAAUCCAUGUAAAAUUGCCAGAUAACAGACAAGUCAAAGAUGUUGCUCUUGGCUCAGAGCAUACUAUUUGUUUAGCAAGUGAUAAUACUCUGUGGGCUUGGGGCUGGAAUGAACAUGCUAAUACAGGAACAAACUCAAAAAAUAAUGUUUUUGUACCGACUUUAGUACCCAUAGAUGGAACAAAUAAAAUAACUGGAAUCUUUGCAGGUGGAGCACAUAAUUUUGUUACUUUAGAGUUAGAUUCAAAUAGCGAUAAUACUGAAAAUAAUAACAAUACUGUAUCAAUUAAUUAAUUGUAAAGGAUUUAAAAAAAGAACAGGAAUAUGAUUUGUAUAUUUGUUUAUUGAUAAAAAUUGUUUAUAUUAUAAUUAUUUAUAAAAAUAUUUAUCUUCAUACCAAAAGCUUCCUCACAUAUGUAAUAGGAGUGCCAAGAUUUUUACUACAUCUGAUGUAAAGAAAUACUGUAUGCACCAAUUAUUAUGCUAAGCAUAGUUCUCCCAUUAUGCCAUAUAAAAAUACAGAUGUAAUUGAUAAAUGAAUUUAUCUUAAUAUUAAAUGAUGUAUUAAUAUAGACAUGAAUUUCCUAUAUACAAAAUUAUUUCUAUUAUCAUAAACAUCAUAUACAAAACAUAAUAGCAUAUUAUUUGCAUUACAUUGUGUAACUAUUUCUUUAUAUGUUAUAAAAUUAUAGACUAGCAUAUCUUUCUACAUAACACUCUAAUAAACAAAAUAGCUUGUCAGUCAGUCAUUGGCUUAAUUGAUUAUUAGUCAAUUUCGUUUAGUGUGAUCAUUUUUCUAGUAAAUAGAUAAGUGCAAGGAUGUUAUUAAAAUACUGUCAAACAUGUACACAUUCUAAUUUAUUUGUCACAUUGUUAUAUGUAACAUAUACUUAAUUAUAACACUAGUAAUAUUACAGCGACUGUGAUAAUUUAUACCAUGGUUUUUUUCUUGUAAGUAUACUUUGAAAUGUUAAAUAUGAAAAGCAAUUACAUAUUUAAUAAAUUGCUUCAAAUGGCAUAAAAUCAACUUUAGAAACUGAAAUUAUUUAAAAAAAAAAGCAAGUAUUUUUCAAUAAAUAUAUUUUUAUUAAUUUUAUUUAGGUCUUAUUUUUUCCAAAUAUCUAUUUACAAUUUUUGUCAUGAAAUUAUAUGCUGCAUCAUACAUGAAAGUAAUUUCAUAAUGUAAGUCAGGCUUUUAAAUUCUAUUCCAAUUACAAGACAAAAUACACUUAGCACAAUUAGUAAACAAUAUUAGUUUUUUUUUAUUUUUUUUUUAUUUAAUAAUUUAUAAAUAAAAAGAACAAAAAGUAAUAAUUUCAAAGUAUAGAAAC